Scatophagus argus is the source of this 9700-nucleotide messenger RNA. RefSeq names its product mediator of RNA polymerase II transcription subunit 13-like. The coding region runs from base 1525 to 7878 and encodes 2117 amino acids. The transcript has 31 exons. Gene Ontology annotation, cellular component: mediator complex. Gene Ontology annotation, molecular function: transcription coregulator activity. NCBI's taxonomy places the organism in Eukaryota, Metazoa, Chordata, Actinopteri, Scatophagidae. Gene Ontology annotation, biological process: regulation of transcription by RNA polymerase II. The record is from RefSeq and is a predicted model, not a curated record.
ACACUACUGUAAUCCCAGACUUUGAUCACGUGAGCACAAACUUGGCCAAAUAGGAAGGCGAGUCUCGGUAGUUCGCUUCCGACCGCCAUUACAUUACAAUGCGUAGUGGGCUGGACGAUCGUGUGCGAAAAAAAAAAGGAAAACGCCACAGCGGCGUUUCGCGUAAAGCAAAACAGACACAGAGGGUGAGAAUGACACAGUCAGGCUACACGCACACUUAUUUACCAAUAUAAUAACACACUCCGAGAGGUAGCUGAGAGGAAGGAGGACGCUGCCGAGGAAACCCGUGCACAUAUUUUGAGGAUUUAAUUCAAUAAUCAAAUCAUCAUUUCUCGAGAAGGAGGAGGAGGAGGAGGAGGAGGAGGAUCGUUGUGGUUUAUAAAGAAAAAUUCUGCAGCAUGCAACAUUUUCUUCACGGCAGUGAUCGGCGCCACACCAGCUCUGGUACUUUUGUUUGAACUGAGUAUUUAAAAACAAAAACAAAACACACACACACGCACCUAUCAGAUGUGUUUUUUUUUGUGCACGACUGAGGCUGUUGUGGCCGUGAGAGGACGUUUCGUAAUGAUAUAAAACUGAAAGGAAGGAAGGAUUUUUUCAAACCUCCUACACAAGCCUGCUUGUCGUUUUCCUGGUGGCGGAGUGUGAGAAUAGUUUUUCUUGUCUCAACGGUUUGACUCAUGAUUCGAGGUUACUGGGAGCCCGCUCGACUUUUUGUCCGCCCUGCCACGGAGGAGCACCGGGGGCUUUUCUUUUUCAGCGACCCCCUCGUCCGCGGUCCGUUUAAUUCAAGAGCAACAGAGGGAUUAAACAUUCCUGCUCGCAGCGCCUGUUUGUACGCGGCAGGCUGGCUUACAUUGUGAGAGGAACGGUUGUGGUAAGAAAGAAGGCUAUAAAUAGCUCAUGCAAUUCUCGAAAACUAUCACAAGUGGUGCAUCAGCUUGUGGAGCAGACGGAAUCAGAUUUCCUGCAUGUAAUGUCUCGGCUCUGAGUUAAUUGUUUUGCAGAGCGGUGGAUAUUUUAUUAAAGAAGUUAUUUUGACUCUUUUAAAUUCGCUAUAUAUUUUUUUUUUGAGGGGCUGUACCUCGGCGCGGAAGAAAGGAGUCGUUUCCCCAUGGAUUAUGCCCAUUUAAUGAUGAAACUAUCAGCGGAAAACCUGAUAUGGAAACGAGCUGAUCUUCCUCUGUGUGUGGAUUGAAAUGGAUACAUUUGCCUUUGACAGUGAUCACAUUUGGAAUCGCCUGACCUGGAUGGUAACAAUGUUUUGAUUCCCCCCCACCGCACACGUUUUUUGGAUUUACAUUACAACAUUAUAUCCGCUGGGGCUUUAUGGAUGCAUUCUGCACUUAUUUUUGAAUACGCCCAUUCCUCUGCCCGACCAUCCCGAGUCUAUUAUCUGGACCUCUUGCGAGGUUAUAAGCCUGCUCGCGAAAAGGAAACGAUUUGUCAGCCCCUGCUUGGUGUUUUGAUACCGAUGUAGGAUUUCGACAUGCCCAGCGCUGACGACCCCAACGGCGGACCAUUAUGACUACAACAGCGAAUUGGGGGGCUAACGGGGCAAGCCUUGAGGACUGCCACUCCAACAUCUUUUCUCUGGCUGAGCUUACGGGCAUUAAAUGGCGCUGCUACUGCUUCCGCAGCGGCGGGGAGUACGGGCCGGUGAUCUCGGCCCCGGCCCAGGACGACCCGGUUCUGCGCAGCUUCAUGCGCUGUGUGCAAGCCAACCUGCUGUGUGUAUGGCGACGCAAGAUCAAACCAGACGCCAAGGAGCUGUGGAUCUUCUGGUGGGGUGAAGAGCCCAACCUCUCCGAAGUCAUUCAUCAUGAGCUGGAAGUGGCUGAGGAGGGGCUCUGGGAGUGUGGGCUGUCCUAUGAGUGCAGGACUCUCCUGUUCAAGGCCAUACACAACCUGCUUGAAAGAUGUUUGAUGGAUAAAGGAUUUCUGAGGAUUGGGAAGUGGUUCUUCAAGCCACAUGAACUGGAAGAAAAAUCUUUGGGCAACAGUAAACACCUAUCAUGCUCCUUCUCCUUCUUCCUCCACGGCGAGAGCAACGUCUGCACAAGUGUGGAGAUUGCCCAGCACCAGCCUGCAUAUCACAUCACAGAAGACCACAUUCGCCUCGCACAGACCUCCAUCACACCAGUACAAGUGAUCCUGAGUCCAUACGGUCUGAGCGGUACUCUGACGGGUCAGGCCUACAAGAUGAGUGACCCAGCGGCACGGAAGCUGAUGGAGGAAUGGAGCUACUUCUACCCAAUGGUACUUCAACACAAAGACGGAAGCGGAGAAAAGGAAACAGAAGAAGCAAGCCAGGCCUUUGAUCGCAACAGUCACGUGGCAGUCGAGGUCAUCGUAGGUGGGGUGAGGAUGACCUACCCAGCUGCUUUAGUGCUGAUUGCCCAUGGGGACCUACCGGUGGAGCAGCCUCCACCUGUUCCUGCAGCUCAGGGCCUCACCAGGGAGCCAAACCACUGCAGCGUGCCGCUCACACCGCCAACAUCACCGCAGCAGCCCUGCUCAGCGGACAGUGGCUUUGUGACAUCUGUGUCUAGUGUUCCCACGCCGGAUAGCAGCAUGGGGAUCACCAGCAUCAGUCCAAAGCAUUCUGGAAAGAAGCUAACCUGUCAGGUAGUCCAUCAGGCCUGGAGGGAAUGCUAUCUGAACCAGCCUCAGUAUGUAUCAAAUCAGCCAACUGACGUGACGCCUAAGAAGGAAGUGCCAAAUGGAGUAACCACGUGGGACUUUAACGAUCUGGGAGCGAGAAUGUCCUGCAGCUGUUCAAGGUUGAAGCAGCAGAAGCUGAACCUGACGGCCACAUCCACUGCCAACCCCCAGACUAGUGCCAACUCCGCUCAGUCAUCUGGCCCGUCAUUAUACCCUCCCCCCCUGGCCAAACACAAGACCAGUGAAAAGUCAGAAAAGGCUGACAAACAGUCCAAGAGGCCAGCCAUGAUCCCCUUCCACCAUCGUCUGUCUGUCACGCAAGAGGCCGCUUUGGAGCAGGAGUCAACAGGAGGGCCCCAGCUUGGGGGUCUUGUGGCGCUGGAGCCACCCUUGGAGCCUCUGGCUGCUCUGCCAAGCUGCAAGUAUCCCAAGUCCCUCUCCAAUGGCAGAAAAGUCUCAGAGUCCCUUCUCCACUCACCAAUGUCUCCUCUUCCGCCCACACUCAGCCCACACCCCCGAGUGCGGGACCCAGAAGUCUUGGAUGGGCCUGUGGAUAUGCCUGUCUGUCCAGAUGGGGCUUCAGGGCUGGGGGUGAUUGCCAGUGAGACAGCUAUGUAUACAGCUCUGCUGAGGCAGAGGGAGAAUGGAGCCGGAUGGUGGAGAGGCUUCAGGACUCCCAGGACUGAUAAGACUGACUUCAGACCCUCUGAACUCCCUUCUGAUAUAUUAGAGGAAGUGAAAACAGAGGCGGCCACUGAGGGAGCUCCACUAAAGAGAUUAUACACACAGGCUCACAAGAGAUUUAAAAUCUCAGAGGAGAGGGUGAGAGACCACAUCCACACUUUGGGCCUGUUCCAGCAGCCAGGGGUGGAGGCACUGCGGGAGCCUGGGGACGAUCCCUACGACUUUAAGGAAGGAGACAUUGAGUACACUUUCUCCACCACCAAGAGGUUGAAGGGUCAAGGGCGAGAACCCAGCAAGAAGGUCAAGCAGGGAGAAGAAAUCACCAGCAAUUGCACACUGCCUGAUGGGAAAGAUGCUAUGUCCAUUUUUAACUCGGCUCCAAAAUCAGAUGAGUCAGGUCAGGAUGACGGAGCUGCCAAAGCCAACCCUUCUCUGACCAGAGAAAAAGAUCUGGUGGUCAACAUCUCUGACUUAGACAACAUAUUUGAUGAAGACGAGGAAGAGCUGGGGACUGUUUACCCCAACCAGCACUCCACCAAGCUACCACUAACAACAGAAGAUCGCCCUCUGGGGAAAGAAGGGAGAGUUGCAGUCCCCUAUCCAUCAACAGUAGCAGACCUCCAGCGCAUGUUUCCCACCCCGCCUUCUCUAGAGCAGCACCCGGCCUUCUCUCCCAUCAUGACGUAUCGUGACACUCCGAGUCAAGAGGCCCCCCCGCCCAGCGGAGCAGCCGACCACCUGCCUGCUUUAACCUCUGCGCAGCUCACUGAAUACAGGAUGGAGACUGAGGAAGGCAUGGCCAGUCCUCGGCUGGAGGAUGUCAAGCCACAAAUAGGGUCCUCCAUGUUUGCUCCACUAUCCUGCUUACCAAGUCAGAGUCUGCCGCCGCUCAAGAUUCCUGAGCAAUGCUACUAUCGUCCAUCCUGGGCCCUCCUGCCCAAAAUGGAGCCUUUUCCAGCUGUCAUGCAUCCCCAGAAUAACACUUUCAUCAGAGAUGGAUACACAAACGUCCCCAGUGUCAACACCCUCACAGACCAGGAUUACGGCCAGAUGAGUGCUGCCACUGCCUCAGUGAGCACCACUGUUGGCAUCCUUCCAUCUCCUGCCACUCCCCGCUUUUCUGUGCCCACACCACGAACCCCUCGAACACCCCGCGGUAUUAACGCUGCAAGCUCUGGGCAGGGUUCAGUGAAGCAGGAUGGUACUGAGCUCAGCUCGCCGGUCUCCACACCCUCCACCAGCCUGCCUCUUAGCUCUGUAGAUCCCCUAGCUCGGCCCGGACCCUCCCUGCCUGAGGCCCACAGCCUGUACACUAUCCUCCUGCUCUCAGACUCCGUCCUCAACAUCUUCAAGGAUCGCAACUUUGACAGCUGCUGUAUCUGCGCCUGUAACAUGAAUGUCAAAGGAGCAGAUGUCGGGGUGUAUAUUCCUGAUUCCACUUGUGAAGAUCAGUACCGCUGUAUGUGUGGCUUCAGUGCCAUUGUGAACAGGCUGCUGGCAAAUGGCACAGGGCUCUUCUUGGAAGAUGAGCUGGAUAUUUUUGGUCGGACUUCGGAGGUGGGCCGGGCUGCUGAGAGGAGGCUGGCUCUUUGCCGGCGGGACCCAAGUAUGGGAGACCCCAGGGCCAAGAAGCCUCAGGAUGCAGCCCCUGCGUCUCCGUCAGUCAUGGUCCUCCUACAGGAGCAGUGUUCCCAACCCAUUUCUUCCUUGGCGUCACUGCAUCUCCCCCUCAGUUGUUCCUGCCAUGGUCGCAAGGGGGCACUGCUCCAUAGCUGGAUGUCUGAAAAGCAGUGGGCAGAUGGGAGUGAUGCCUGUGUUGAGUGUUACAAUGCCUUGGAACAGGGGCUGCAGUAUGUGGAUAACCCCACAGGAGGAAAAGUUGAUCCAGCUGUUGUCAGAAGUACCGUUCUUCAUUCCUGGCCUCACACGAAUGUGGUGGACAUGAGCAUGUUGUCGUCCCAGGAUAUGGUUCGUAUGCUGCUGUCUCUGCAGCCUUUCCUGCAGGAUGCUAUCCAAAAGAAGAGAACAGGACGGACCUGGGAAAACAUCCAGCAUGUUCAGGGUCCGCUCACAUGGCAGCAGUUCCAUAAAACGGCUGGGAGAGGCUCCUACGGUUCGGAGGAGUCACCAGAACCCUUGCCAAUCCCUACAGUGUUGCUGGGCUAUGACCGUGAGAGGGAGUGCUUGGCAUUGUCUCCUUUGGCGCUACCUUUCUGGGAGAAGUUGCUGUUGGAGCCUUAUGGCGGACAGCGAGAUGUGGCAUAUUUGGUGCUAUGUCCCAACAGCCCCUCUUUGCUGGCUGCAGCCCGGACCUUCUUCCAGGAGCUCAGCGCUGUUUACGAGACGUGCCGCCUUGGGAAGCACCGACCUUUGGCCAAAGUGUCCAGGGACGGCCUUGUACGUGUAGGGGAAGAAGUUGAGCCAGAAAAGCUAGAGGAACUGGACGUGGACCAAUGGUGUACUGGACCCUGGGCUGGACAGCAGCACGCCGACAACCUUAGCAAACUUAAACUCUAUGCUUAUGCCUGCAAGCAGCAACUUGGUCCCCAGCUGUCAGCCCUGCAUUUGGACAGCAGUCUUUUGUUGCCUCCCAAAGUCCAGCCUCCAUUAAAUCCCACAUCUUCAGCUCAACCUGCCUCUUCUGGACAACCUCAAGGUUGGGGCCCUGAUGGUGAACAAGGUCCAGGGGCUGCCAGUUCAGGAAAUGCUCCAACCCCAAGUGGAGCAACCUCAAACCAGACAGGAGAGACAACCCAACCAGCAACCAGCGAUUCCAAAGGGCCUUCCAGCGUCACAACACCAGUCAACACGCCAGCAGAAAACCCUGAACUCACUUCUGAGCAGUCUAGAAUCGGCAUCCCCACUGUGGCCGACUCGACGGACAACCACGCCAACCCACCAGCUAUUGUUAUUUACAUAGUGGAUGCUUUUCUUUGCUCAAGUGGAGCUGGAAAUGAAGGAGGAGAGCAAGAAGAGGGUGAUGAGGUGGAGGCAGGUAGCAUUUGGCUACUAGGCCUUCUCCGUUGCUACACAGAGAUGCUACAGACUUUGCCUGAGACAAUGAGACCUGCACUGGUGCUACAGGUGGUGCCAUGCCAGUACCUGCUCCAGCCAGCCAGUGGGGAGAGUCAUUUGUACCUGCAACAUUUGCGCUCCUUGGCCUUCUCCUGUUACUCUCAAUGCAGACGUCUUCUGCCCCAGCAAACACACAUCAAGUCCCUGACAGGCUUUGGACCAGUGUCCACUGUCAAUUCUGUACUUCAGAGUCCAGAGCAUCCCAGUCCACUGCAGCUGUACUCUCCCCCCUUCAUCCUUGGUCCGACUCGAUCCAAACAGCCAGAACAAGGAGAGAUAUGGGCAGAGCUCCCUCCCAAAUACAGUGUGCUCUUUGUUGGAUACUGUCUAUCACAUGACCAGCGCUGGAUUCUGGUAUCCUGCACUGACCAGCAGGGGGAGCUCCUGGAGACCUGUAUUAUCAACAUUGAUGUCCCUAACAGAGCGCGACGGCCCAAGUUUUCAGCGAGAAAGAUGGGACUACAGAAGCUGUGGGAAUGGUGCAUUGGCCUCAUACAGAUGACCUCACUGCCCUGGAGGAUUGUGAUUGGUCGAUUAGGCCGACUGGGGCACGGGGAGCUAAAGGACUGGAGCUCACUCCUUGGGGAACAUUCCCUCCAUUCAAUAGGACGUCAGCUAAGGGAGGCUUGUCGUAUGUGUGGUAUCUCAGCUGCUGACUCCCCGGCAAUCCUCAGCGCCUGCCUGAUAGCCAUGGAGCCACAGGGCUCCCUUGUGGUCAUGCCUGAUGCAGUGACCAUGGGUUCAGUGUUUGGCCGCAGCACGGCUCUCAACCUGCAGACCUCGCAGCUGAACACACCUCAGGAUGCUUCCUGUACACACAUCCUAGUCUUCCCAACUUCUGCCACCACCCAGCUGGCACCCAGCUCCUACCCCACUGAGGAUAAUAAUGAUGACAUGUUUGAUCUGCCCUUUCCUGAUGAACUGGAGAACGACAUCGGCCAUGACAUGAUGCUGAUCAACCUUCACCCUUCCCCUAACACCUCUCCUGUGCCCUCACCUGGCUCUCCGUCCGGGAUGGGAAUGGGAUCACAUUUCCACCACACCAAGAGCCAGGGAGAGCGCUUGCUGUCCAGGGACAGUCCACCAGAAGAGCUGAAGCAGCAGCCACUGGCUCUGGGCUACUACGUCUCCACCGCUCAGGCAAAUGGACUCCCACACUGGUUCUGGGCCUCCUGCCCGCAGGCUGAAAGCCAGUGUCCACUUUUCCUCAAGGCCUCCCUCCACCACCAUAUCUCCAUAGCCCAGUCAGAUGAGCUGGUGUCAGACAAGACUAAAAGGACCCCUCACCCCUUGGACUCAAAGACCACCUCUGAUGUACUCAGGUUUGUAUUGGAGCAGUACAAUGCCCUCUCCUGGCUGACAUGCACCCCUGCCACCCAAGACCGCCAGUCCUGCCUGCCUGUCCACCUGGCCGUACUGAUCCAAAUGUACAAUGCCAUCCUGAACAUGCUCUAGCUGUGUGACACUUCAAGAACAACUCUAAGAGGACCGACAGUUAACCUUCAUUUCCUCUGUGCCUACGCUUCCUCCUUCUGGGCACCAGGGAGCACCAGAGCUUUUCUGUUGUUUUUGUUAGCCAUGGAUUUGAUGGCCAAAUAAAGGAUGGGGCAAGUCAGACUCUCCCAUGCCUGGAAUGUAAUGAAUAAGAAGAGUGACAUGCUCUGAAAAAUUUUACUUUUUACUUGUUAAGUGCAACACCCUGCAACCCCAGCGCAGUUUGUAUUUUCACAACUGGUUCUGUGCGAGUUACGGUGCUUUCUGUGGAGGGAAACAGAUGGAUCUGUCCAACUAUGCCCAUUUUACUGACAUAUCACAACCUUAACUUUCUCCUGAUCUAAAUAGCAUUAUUUCUCACUUGGGCUACACCCCAUAGUGGCAUUUGAAGCAUCUGUGGCUGACAUUUACAGAGAAGCUCUGUGUGAUUCACUUCACACCCUUCUUAAAUGUGAAAAGGGACGUCUGUGCAGGGCCACAAAACUCCAUAUUGUACAACCAGCAAAAUGGCAUGACAACACACGCUUUGUUACAUCAAUGAUGCUUUUACAUUUUUGUACAGAACUGCACUGUUGAGCUUCUUGGGACAUGCAGUUGGGUUGUUGAAACUUUUAACUUUACUCUGAAAGGGGCAAAUGUCCUCAUUUACUCCAAAGUGGGAGCAUUUGAUAAUGGCACUUUUUUCCUCACCUUCCAAAGUGUUGCAGAUGUGAACACGAUGGAAAUUAUUUGACCAGUUAAGACAGAAUUGUUGUUUAUAAUGUAAGACAUACAUUUGCAAAGAAUUGAGACUUAUUUUUUAAUAUUUAAAAUAACAAAAUGAGAAACUUAAACAAGGCCUUUUUCCCAACUGACUGUUAAUUGUCUUGGGAACUGAAACAAAAAUUUCAUUUUAAUGCAAUUGUAAAGAUGCCAUAUUUAUACAAAUUAUAUCAUGUCAUAGAUAUUUGAGAUAUAUGUGUAUAUAUAUAUAUCUAUAUAUAUAUACACACAUAUAUAUAUACAUAUACAUAUAUAUAUAUGUAUAUGCAUAAAUAUAUAUUACCUCCUCCAAGCAGGCACUUAAUGCUGAGGGUGAUGGACACAACCAUCUUUUUAGAAGUGGACACAGUAUGAACAUUUAUCAAAGAAAAUGAAUUUUUUUGUUUUGUUUUUUAUUUUCUACAGAUACUGAACAUUUUACCAUUUUAUUUAAUGAGUUUAAAUUAAAGUAAAUGAUGCAGGAGAUACAGUAUACUCUAUAUUUAUAAAGUGUUCCUCUUCUGUAAAAACUUGAAAGAGGCUGUAGAAGAUGGUGGUAUUUGAACAUUGCAAGGUUGCUGAAUAUUUAAGAAUGAUGCUUUAUUUCAUCAGCUCUCCUAAAUGAUGUCAAGCAAACCAUUAGAAAGGCCUGUCUCUUCAGCUUCACUCAGUCUGCUCUUUGUUAGAUUCCUAGCAUGUUUGUAUAUACACUUUUCAGCUGUGUUUUUUGGAAUUUCUUAAAGCUGUACAUUUCAUGCUGGUUGGUUUACUUUCAAGUGAUUCAUAUCAAAGUUUUUUGUUUUUUUUUGCUGUGAGCUUUUUUUUUCUUUUUAUUAUACAGUAUACAGUAUAAAACUCAUUUAAUUACAGCCAAGAGGUUAAAUUGCCAAGUAAGUGUACAAAAAUGUACAGACAAAAGGCAAGUUUGCAAAAAUUUGUUACAUCUGUCAUCACUUUGAAUAUGAAACAGAUCCACUUUAGUAGGAGAGAUCUGUUACUUUUACACUCUUUUUUAGUAAAUUAUUAAAACUCUUGAAAAUGA